Psylliodes chrysocephalus is the source of this 513-nucleotide messenger RNA. The record is from the annotation of a GenBank genome assembly. Lineage: Eukaryota; Metazoa; Arthropoda; Insecta; Coleoptera; Chrysomelidae.
AUGGAAAGAGAAAAGGAAAAACAAAUAAGAAAGACUGCGAAAGAAGAACAGGAUAGAAGAAAAAUUGUUAAAAUAGGGUACAACAAAGUUACAAUAGAUGGAAUUAUACCACUUGAGAAUUGGACCUCGAUAAAUCAAAAAACUAGAACGGAUAAGGCUAUGAACAUGAAUAAUGAGAAAAUAGUUAUAGAUGAUGUAUUAUAUAGACAAAAUUAUACUAAAACUAUAAAAACAAAUUCCGAAAAAAUGAGAGGAGCAAACAAAGCUUUCAAAGAAAAUGAAGGAAAUAAUCAAAACCAUGAUCAAAUAUACUUAGCAACUUGGAAUGUCAGGAGCACAUAUGCAGAAGGAACGUUGAUUAGAUUAACACAAAUUAUAGACAAUUACCUAAUAGAUCUAAUAGCGGUACAAGAAACAAAACAAUCAGAAAACUUUAUUAAAGAAGUAGGUGAAUAUAUAUUUUUCAACAACGCAACAGAUGAUAGGAUGUUUGGAACAGGAUAUUUAGUAUAA